Messenger RNA from Nylanderia fulva, 5884 nucleotides. RefSeq names its product trehalase. NCBI's taxonomy places the organism in Eukaryota, Metazoa, Arthropoda, Insecta, Hymenoptera, Formicidae. Gene Ontology annotation, biological process: trehalose catabolic process. The record is from RefSeq and is a predicted model, not a curated record. Gene Ontology annotation, molecular function: alpha,alpha-trehalase activity.
UCGCGUGAAACGCGCGAAUCAGUCGCACAACGCACGCCGUACCGUGCAUUGCUGAGGAGCAGAGGAGGCAUCGGAUUAUUUGUUUUUCCCUCGACCAAGAGAAGACCUGUAUAUCGCGUUGUCGAUCCCAUCUCUCUCUCUCUCUCUUUUUCUCCCUUCCCCUCUUUCUCUCUUUCUCUUCGUCUGUUUCUCUCCUCGUCCUCCUGGUUUUCCCCUUUUUAUCAUCCAUCCUGCACAACCCCGCGACAUUCCGCGCAUCUGGAAUUUCCAUCCAAGUCGAGAGCGCAUUUGCAAUUAGACCGCCAAUUCGCGCUCUUGAGAGAGAUUUACGCGCGAUCGAGUUGGCGCUCGAUCAGAAGCGGAGAGAUAUUAUUUCUGUGCACAUCCGAAGGAGAUCCUCUGACGUAGCGGUGCGACUCUUUUAUCAGGGAGAUUGGAAAGGAGAGAUGUUGGGGCCUCGCUGUUGGAGCUGAGACCGCCGCGCCGGCUGCGAAAGUCCGUGGGUCCGCAUCCGAAAUUGAUCACGAAAAAGUAAGGAUCAUUCGCGUACGGAUCAUCUCCGCGCGCCAUCACUCUCGUAUCCCUCGGUUUAAAAAAAAAACGAGAGUCAAAAUCAAGUUGGGCCUAAAAAGUAAAAAGAAUCGAGAAGCACAGAACCGUGAAGCGAAGAAGAACAGAAUCGCUAGAUCAAGAGUGAAAGAGGAGGAGAGAAGGAAAAAAAAGGAACAUUAAUUCAUAAAAUAAAAGCCGGCUUUUUGAUUUGAUAGAGGGAAGAAAAGAAAAAAAUCUGGCCUUAUUACGCGCGUUUAUUAUCGCUCGCUUUUCUCUGUUCACUUUCGCGUAGAUUUUUAAAAGACCCUCAAGGGAUAAAGUGAUAUGCGCGCGCGUGCUUUUCCCGCUCGUGCUUGUGUAACGUAAAUCCAGGGGUUCGCGAUAUCCAAUCGACAGUAAAAAAGAGAGAGAGGGAGAGAGAGGUACCGAGAAACCGAGAGCGAAAAAAUGGCCAUGGUCUCGACAUGCUCUGUCUUGAGGUAUCGUCUUCUGCUGAACGCUGCGCUCUUCACGUGCCUCGUCGUUCUCCAAAGCUCUGCUAUCGCGGAUAACACGGGCACGACGAAACCGCCCCCGUGUUCAAGCGAGAUAUACUGCCACGGCGAUCUGCUGCACACGAUACAGAUGAACGGGGUGUACAAGGAUUCCAAGCACUUCGUCGACAUGAAAAUGAAACGACCGGCGAACGAGACGCUGGCGUCGUUCCGGGCCUUCAUGAGGAGCGUGAACAACAAGCCGUCCAAGCACCAGGUGGAGAAGUUCAUCAACGACACGUUCGAGCCGCCCGGUUUCGAAUUCGAGGACUGGGAUCCAUCCGAUUGGACGGCGAGUCCCAAGUUCCUGCAGAACAUCGAGGACGACGAGCUGCGAAAAUUCGGCUCCGAUCUCAAUCAAAUCUGGAAGCUGCUGGGCAGGAAGAUGCGGGACGAUGUGAGGAUCAACGAGGAUCUUUAUUCGAUCAUCUACGUGCCGAAUCCCGUAAUCGUGCCCGGCGGUCGAUUCCGCGAGUUCUACUACUGGGACUCCUACUGGAUCAUCAAGGGCCUGCUGCUGUCAGAGAUGCACAACACCGUCAAGGGCAUGCUGAACAAUUUCGUGUCGAUCGUGGACAAGAUAGGUUUUAUACCGAACGGCGGUAGAGUCUACUAUAAGAUGCGAACGCAUCCGCCGCUUUUGAUACCCAUGGUACACGAAUAUCUAAGGGUUACCCACGACGACGCCUGGUUGAAGGAGCAUCUCUGGCUGCUGGAGAAGGAAUUCGAUUUCUGGAUGACCAACAGAACCGUGGAUGUCGAAGUGGACGGAAUUAAUUACACUCUCGCUAGAUAUUACGAGGAAUCGUCCGGUCCUCGACCGGAAUCCUAUAAGGAGGACUAUCUGACGAGUCAAAGUUUUCGAACCGCCGAAGAGAAGGAUAAUUAUUAUUCGGAAUUGAAAACUGCGGCCGAGUCCGGAUGGGAUUUUUCCAGUCGAUGGUUCGUACACGAGGGUACCAACAAGGGCAAUUUGACGAAUCUCAAAACCAGAUCGAUAAUUCCGGUCGAUUUAAACGCCAUAAUAUAUCGGAACGCGGUGCUGCUGGCUCAAUACAAUCGUCAGAUGGGCAACGAGACAAAGGCCGCGUAUUACGACAACAUAGCGGAGAAGUGGAAGACGGCAGUGGAAAAGGUGUUGUGGCACGAGGAGGUAGGUGCCUGGUUAGACUACGACAUCCUCAACGACAUCAAGCGGGAUUACUUCUACCCGACCAACAUCCUGCCGCUCUGGACGUAUUGCUACAACCCCUCGAAGAAGUCGGAGUACGUGUCGAAGGUGCUCAAGUAUCUCGAGAAGAAUCAGAUCAUGUUGAAUCAGGGCGGUAUCCCGACCACGCUGGAACACUCCGGUGAACAAUGGGAUUAUCCCAAUGCCUGGCCGCCUCUUCAAUAUUUCUUUAUCAUGUCGUUGAACAACACGGGCGACCCAUGGGCGCAGAGGCUGGCCUACGAAAUCAGCCAGAGAUGGGUCCGUAGUAACUAUAAGGCUUUCAACGAGACCCACAGCAUGUAUGAAAAGUACGACGCGACCGUCUCGGGUGGACACGGUAGUGGAGGUGAGUACGAAGUGCAGCUUGGUUUCGGCUGGUCGAACGGGCUCGUUAUGGAUUUGCUGGAUAAGUAUGGUGACAGGUUGACCGCGGAGGAUUUUUUCCUAGCCGGUGAGGUAGUCGAAAACGCGGCACCACCGCAAGUUAUUUCAACGGCUGGUCAAAUGUUAACCGGGCUUCUAGCUCUCAUCAUAUCGUUAGCAGCAGGAUUUAUAGGGAUGGUCAUGUACAAGAGACGGCAGUAUUAUGCACCCGGUCCAUCGACGAUACCGAACAAGAGACCGGGGUUGUCGAGCGGUAGCAAUCUGUACCGGAAACGGAUCGCGUAUACCGAAUUGAGGGACAUGAACAACGAUUGAUGACCGCUCGUCGUCUAGACCGAAUGUCGAUUUGUUACAUGACUAGUGAAAGAAUGUAUACGCGCAUAAAUAUGUAAAAAGGAAGAGAACGAAACAAGGUAAAAGUGCCGAAAACGAAGGCCCAGGAUGAAGUCACAGAUGUUCCUAAACGCGCUGGAGUUCUGCGGAGAAAAGCGAGACUGACUGGUAUCAUUCGAGAUAUGGAAAAUCCAUCUCUACCGAUGAAGAAAUCCAGGUGUCCGAAGGCAGACUCAUCGCUUCAACUCUAUGAAAUGGAACAACGACAAGAUGACAAGAUCCUGAAAGCGUAUAUAAAACCAAAGUUUGAUGAUUGCACUUGGUUCUGAUCGGAAGCUUCUGAUAAUGUUCACUUCCGAAAAAUUCGGAGAGAGAGAACGAGAUGAGGAAGAAGCAGGUAUAGUAUAUGUAGUGUAAAAAUUAAAGAAAGAGAAAAAUAAAAUGUAUGUGUGAAGGUAUGUGUGCAUAAGACUCCAGCGACAGCAGGAUUUAGUUUUAGUUUAGCGAAAUAUUAGACAGAAAAAAAAAUAAUGGAAUUAUUUAUUGACUUCUCAACGAAAGAAGGUAUUGUACAAUGCGCAGGAUCUUAUACAGCGUCCUUCCAAGCAGGAUCUAUUUAAGCGUCAAGGAAGAAUUAAACUCUUAAUUAUAAAUACGCUAUCAACCGCUUCGAUAUUUAUCUUAUCUUUGAUACGCUCUUCAUCGGGCUAAUUUUAAGAUUAUCUUGAAAAUAAUCUCUUUACGAAGUGCGAAAUCAAAACACUUUAACGACCAUUAAAGCAUUGAGCUAAAAAAUCCUACGGUGCCAUCCAAAUAUCGUACGUAUGAAAAUUAAUUAAUUCUACACAAUGUUAUAUACAUAUGUAUUAUCCAGCGACUUUUCUUCGCGACGUGAGAAAGUGCACGCGUUUUUAUGAGUGUUAUAAUGACUCGCGAGAAGCGAUUUUAUAAUGAAGCGAUUGAUGAAAAAAAAUAAGUAGCGAUAAAAACAAAGAUUUGCAAGUACGAACAAUUAAAAUGUGUGCGUGUAAAAAGUAAAAAUGCGAGAAUGACAUAAAAUGAGUAUAUGGUUUAUAGAAAGAUGUGCCACGUGGAGGCAGGAUAUUGCGAAAUUGUAAAUAUAAAUAAAUAAAUAAUUUAUUUAUUUAACUUACAAAUAAAUAAAUUAUUUAUUUUAUUUAUUUAUACACUUACAACGUAUGGAUAUAUAUAGACAUAAUUUAGAAUAAAACAUAGUGAAUAAUUGAUGAUAAACUUUAUUGAUGAGAUAAAUUAUUGAGAUCGUUGUAUUUUUGCUGAUAUUUUUAUAAACGAGUGAGCAUGUUUAUCCCGCGUUAUAUUAACGAUCGAUUCGCGGGGCUUUGUUCGCUAAAAAUCGAUGCGUCGUGUAUGACAAUUUAUUUAUUAUUAUUCCCUUUUUUUAAAUCAGCUUUGCGUUAAACUUUAUGAUAUUGUAGGAAGGUUGAAAGUUCCUUUGCCGAUCUUUUCGAAAGAGCUUUCACGCGCUCAAUUAGUUUUAUUCUCUAGAGCGAGUAUGAUUUUAUGGUAUUUAUAUUUUUUUCUUUUGCGUAAAGAGAAGAAAUUGUAGAAUUAUCUUAUUAGAGCUGCCGAUAGAGCUACUUUUUAGAGCGUAUAUGUAAUUGCAACUGUUAUUUUGCUCUCUCAUUAUUACGUAUUUUAAGCGCAUGCGACGACUCCAAAUGAUAUUGUCGUAAUUUUUCACGAUAGGGCAUUUCUCGGAGUAAUGUUGAUAGAUAUCCAUCAAAUGUAUAGAUGAGCAUUUUUAAUUAUAUAUACAAUAAUAUAAAAACCUAAUUUCUGACCAGUGCGUGUAUAAUAUCGAGAGUACCUGGUGUUUAUUUGACAUGUCCGAGAAAAUCUCUAACUCGUGCAUUGUACGGAACUUCUCUUAAUUACGAAUGUUCCGCAUAUUACGACCUAAGUUAAAUUGUAAAUAAUAAUUUUCUAUAUUAUAUAUAUAUAUAUAAAGAGAGAAGAGAGGGGAAAGACAUCAUAAUUAAUUUCGUAAAUUGUAUGAAAAAUUUAAUAUAUUAAAUAAUUCUUGCUCUUUUAUAUAUAUAUAUAUAUAUAUAUAUACAUAUAUGUACGUACGUAUGUAUUACUUAUAUUUAGCUAGAAUUUGUUAGAUCGUGGAAUUAAAUUGCCGUACACGACGCAUUUAAUUGAAUGCCUAGAACAAGUAAAACGGACAAUUAAACGAAGAUACAGUCGACUUAUAAUAAUUACUAAUAGAGACCGACGAUCUUUUGGAAGAAUCACAGAUUUUAUCAUGAGUAAGGUGUCUGGCGUCUUGCUUGCUUAAAUACUUGGCUCUUGUUGUCAUUUCCUUAUUUUUAGACUAUUGCAACCACAUAUAUAUCAUAUGGAUCAUACUGCCAAGAGAGAUGCGAUAAACAUGCGAAUCUAAGAUGAACGACAUUACGCAAUAAUUAAUCGGCUGAAAAUAUUUUAAAUCAUGUUUUACUAUAAUUUAAAUUUUAAUUCAAUAUUAUUCGUGUAUAUACAUACAUAAAAGCACACACAUACUUGAUAAUAUUAGAAUAUUUCGAGUGAAUCUUCGUUUAAAUAAUUAUGACAAUGAAAGAAAUAUGAAGGUAGUUCAAGAGUACAUCAUGGAACAUUAGCAUGUAUUCUUUUUUAUCACAAGUGUCCUAAGUAUAAAUAGAUUCUAUAUCUUUUCUCGAAUGUUAAUAAUUAGACCUCUUGAUAUAUAGUAUAUAUACACUUUAAUUGUGCAGUUUUUUAUAUUUAAUCAUUUAUUCAAUCUCGAUUUUAAUCUAUUAGUUUGCAUUUGUAAAUCGUAUCGUUAUAUAAAUGUUAAAAAAAAUAAUAUGAGAAUUAUCACGAA